AUGUUCGUCUAUCGACUUUGCGAUCUUCCUGCAGACCCUGUCUUCCCUGCCGAUCUGGAGAAACUGGGAUACUUCGUCACUGAGAACGACCAGAUCCGAAUGAUCUCCAACCCAGAGGAAAACUUCCUGUACAAGAUCAACCGCAAUGAGCGCUGGAAUGAGCUCCAAAAAGAAGCAAUGAACGAAUGCAUCCGCCGCAUUGUCCUAGACCGUCUGCACAAACUCGGCCUGGAGACCUGGCGCCUGCCUCUCUCUGCGAGUCCUCAGGAAGCGCACGUCCCCAUCCUGGUCUCGAACAACCUGCCCACUGCAUCUCGUAUCGUCGUCAUUUUCGGCGAGCCGAGCCAGGACCUGGGUAUCUGGGCAUAUCGUACCGUCGGCGUCGACUCGAUCCACGCCGGUUCCGCCGUUGGGCUUGCGCGUGCUGCACUUAACAAAGAUACUGCUCUCGUCCUGGCUAACACGGGCCAGUUGAUCUGGCACUGCAGCUCCGGCCGAGCCGUCACGCAGCCGACCUGGCUGUCACUACCCCGGUCUUCGGCUUGUGCGGGUCAGCCGACUAUGAGCUACCGCAACAAGAUUCCCGGCAACACCGACUGGCCCGAACAUGUAAGCUACGUCUUCGACAACGUGCUGGCUCCGCGUGUCUGGUGCAACGGGACGGCGCCACGCAUUGACGUGAUUGGCGUGUCGGAGGGCGGACUGGCUGCGUUCCAGUACUUGAAAGCGAACUGGGUGAAAUGGCGUACACCCAUCUCCGCCAUGAGUCUCACCGAACCACUGCAUAGCUCCUACGACCUGGAAGAAGACGACCUGACUAACCCAACCUCGUUUGCGGCGUUUGUGUCCUCGCGCUGCCGCGGCUACGUGUUGUCUGACAAGCCUGUCGGAGACCGGGUUGCGGGCUAUCGUGAACACGGUUGCAACUGCUAUUCGUCGGGCGAGGCUCUGAACGUCGAGUGCAUCAUGCCCGUGGCCUGGCGGCAUAUGCUGGACUGGCUCGAUCUGACCCAUGCGAAUCGAAACUAUGCGGAGCAGGUGAUGAUCCUGGCGAGUGAUAUUAAUGAUGCUACACGCGAGAGGCUGGAGGAGUUGGAUGCGCUGGAAGAAGAGGUCGACCAUGUCCUCGAGGCGGAGGUCCUGUUGGAGGAGAGGAAUGUUGAGCUGGGGGCCCCGGUGCUGGGCCUGGAUGAGAUGGAGGCGCUGGAUCUGGAUGCGUAG
Messenger RNA from Penicillium riverlandense, 1221 nucleotides. RefSeq lists its product as uncharacterized. Gene Ontology annotation, biological process: regulatory ncRNA-mediated heterochromatin formation. The transcript has 4 exons. Lineage: Eukaryota; Fungi; Ascomycota; Eurotiomycetes; Eurotiales; Aspergillaceae. Gene Ontology annotation, cellular component: nucleus. Bases 1 to 1221 code for a protein of 406 amino acids. Gene Ontology annotation, molecular function: siRNA binding. The record is from RefSeq and is a predicted model, not a curated record.